UCUGAGAAAGUGAGUGAUGCUCAGACAGGAUCCAGACACUUAUGGAACAAAAUCACCCGAUGUGUCAUGCAAUUAUGCAAAACAGAAGCUUUAAUCCUGAUCUGGGACUGGAUAUGGACGCUAUCGAUUUAGGACCGUUCUAACUGUCUGCUCUGACGUUCACGGCGACUAGUUAAACGCGCGGAUAAUCUCACCUCGGAUCACCUUGGACGAAAAAUGAGUUUCACUAAAUGGAGGGUCUAAUGAUGGAGGGACAUAGUCAGGUCACCGCGUGCGUGCUGCUGAUGUUCGUCUCCAUGGUGAUCGCUGAUUCACCUGCUGCAGUCUGGCCUUUGGAUGCUCCAAACCUGCCAAAUGAGUCUUCAGUGGAAGUGCUACACAAUGCAUUCUCCGCCUUGUCUGGAUUUUCUCUUUCACCUAGUUCGGAUCCAUCCAAAGCCACAGAGAAUUACAAUCACAAUGUUAACACUGGAUCGGUAUUCGCUUACUCCCUGAACUCUGCCACAAGCCCAGAGCCUCUUGCCACACCUCCUUUACGUUCCUUAAAGUCUGGAAAGGGAGUUGGAUAUACCUCCAGAGGUUCCUCCAGACAGCCUCGACAACUAAAUUCUCCAGUGCCUACCUCCCAUAAUGUGCCCUUAUCUUGGUCUGCUAUCAGCCCAGCUCCUCAAAUAUCACAGACUACAGGUUCAUCUGUGCCAUCUAGCUUGCCUUCAGUUGGAGAAGAUUCUCCUGACGAGCCUCCUGUUCCAUCCCCUCAAACACAGUAUGGGACUGUGGGAGUCAGUGACUCUGAGGUUCCUUUUGGAGACAGAUUGGAACCAUCUAGGAGAAUCCAAGACCUCCAGUUACAAACCAGCCAUGACCCCAACACCCAGCUAGGCUAUCAGCAAUUGAAGCCAAGUCAUUUAGUUUUUGUACACCAUCAAAUGACUUCAGUGUCUGUUGAGCCAACUAUGGGCCCACCCGAAGACCUUUUCCCAACCAACAUUAUGGAUGUGGAGUAUGGCUCUGGAGAUUACCUAGAAACAAUGUCCUUCAUGGGAUCUGAAGGCAAUGACUAUUCACUGGUUAGCAGUCUAGUCACUGAUGUGUAUGACUUUGAGGACUCAAAUUCAGAGACCUAUGACACCACGUUCCCCACAAGAAUGGUGAUGUCAUUUUCCAGCAAACACUUGUAUCCCUCCUCUACCAGUGUUACUAAUUCUUUCUCCAGCAAACCUGUUGAAAGUCCCAGUUUCAAUAGCAAUUCAACCUUGAAUGGAGCCACCACUGACUUAACCAAACAUGUAACAACCUUUCAGAGUUUUACAACCGUUGUGCCUUUUACCAUGUCAAGACCUCCAGAUUUCACCAGUAUUUUGACAUCAGACAUUGGACACACCGUUUCAACCAUCCAGCCAACCAGAGUCCAUUCUUUACCUAUUCUCCCGACAACUUCAGAUGUCUUAAACCAGAACCAGUCUGUCAAUGAGACCUCAGAGUUGGCAUCUGACUGGCCAGGCACUGUUACAGUCCAACCCACCGAUGUUCUUUUACCAGACAUGAACAGUUUAGAGUACUACACCAAUCAGACGACCUCUAGUGUUUUCUCUUUCAUUCCGAUUGGCACCACACAUAUUGUGAGCACUAGAACCUACACCAUUGACCCAAGUUACAUGCUAACAGCUUUGUUUGAGGAAGAUCUACAGCCUACAGGUAACAGUUCCUGGACUGAGGAAUCCUCAACAGAUAUCUCUGGAUUUGAACCUUUUAACACCACUAUCUUGGAUCCCUCUGAAGUUGGACCGAGUUUAACAGAUACUACACUGCCAUAUUUGGAGCCGUCGUUUAUACCAACAAUAGACCCUUCAGCUUCAUUGGAAGAUAUAAACUCAACCACUGAUUGGGCUACAACACCUUUUAUACCGUACAACACUUCCUUACUGGUGACUACCCCACCUCCAGUGACCAAGGAACCAGAUGGCGUGUCUUCUGUUAAUAACAGCCAAUGGAUUAUCACCUCACUUCCAACAGAGACCCUCUUUCCUAGUAGUGUACUUCCCACUGUUUUAGUAACCAGCUUUAUCAGUGUUUCUGAAAACCCAACUGACUCAACCUUCAACAUCAUCUCCACCCCUCCUGCAACGGUGAUGGCUGAUGAAGGAUUUGUGUCUGGAACAACACCUGACACCAUGGUUACUGAUAGCGAUAACACCACACUGAUCGGUAACCUUACAACCACGACCUCCCCAGUAUUACAUAAUGACACUACUGUGGCGCCUUUCACUAUCUCAAGCUCCAACAACACAACAGUGACUACCCUGAAUGACACAUCAGUUACAACCCAAUCCACAACCCUCCCAACAACCACUGCCCGGAAAUAUCUCUGCAGCAUCACUAAACCUGACACCUACUUGAUCAGAGUUGGGUUUCCUCCAGGUUCCACUGCUGGAUAUGCCAAGGCCAAAGUCAGAGAGAUUCUCAAAGGAGAAUAUAACCGCUCUGUGGAGCUACAGGUAGUGAAAGCUCCUCCAGACUUUGUGUUUCGUGCUGUGUCUGGUGCAGUGGUUUAUACUGCCAUAUCAGUCAUUAAUGCCCUGAGAAUCUCUGCUCGGACCACCAGCUCCUUUAUCAGCGUGUCACCCAUCAGUCCUAUACCAGGUCUGCAGUACCAUGUUCAUACAGUUCUUCAGUUUGUACCCAGCCAUGUAGAUGUGCGAAUGUGUACCUUCAGUGAGCAGGCAGAGAAGGGUCUGAUCACAGCUUUAUCUGAAGUCCGCCGACGCUCACAAGAGUCCACAAACUUCACUGUGAAUAUUUUAAACAUCACCACGAGUUCUGUGGAAAUGGCGGCACAACAGCAGAAGGUUCCAGUGGAGAUCACCUUUGCUGUGCGUGAUAUCCGUGGGUAUGUGCCAGGGACAGAGGUGAGCACCCAGCUUCGACAGCUCAGCGUGGUUGAGUACAGCUACUACCUGGGCUACCCUGUACGGCAGAUCGCAGAACCUUUCCACUACCCAAAGCUGAACACAACCCAACUGCUUCGUUCCUCAUGGGUUAGAACAGUGUUGUUGGGAGUGUUAGACCAGCGUGUGAGUGACAAGAUCUUCAAGGCUACGAUUGAGAGGAGACUGGCUCAGUUGCUGGGCGAUGCAUUGGGUAUGGGCCAUCGCCUUAGAAGAGCAACUAGUGUGGGAAACAACAGCGUGCAGAUUGUACAGACCACUCGUCUUGUGGGCCCUGACAACCCUGUGGAGAUGAUCUACUUUGUGGAAGGAGCUAACGGACAGAGACUUCCCGCCGCAACCACAGCCAGCAUGCUCAACAGUCUUGACAUGCAGCAUGCAGCGAUCAUCAUGGGAUACCGCGUCCAGGGAAUAUUAGCACAGCCUGUGGAAAAGCAGGCCUUGCCUCCCUCAGACACAGAGAAGACCAACACGUGGAUAAUCGUAGGGGUGGUGGUCCCCGUGGUGGUGGUCGUCAUUAUAAUAACUAUCCUGUACUGGAAACUCUGCCGCACUGACAAACUGGAAUUCCAGCCAGACACCAUGAGCACCGUCCAACAAAGACAGAAGCUGCAGGCGCCCAGCGUGAAGGGUUUCGACUUUGCCAAGCUGCACAUGGGCCAGCAUAGUAAGGAUGAUCUCAUGGUCAUCCAGGAGCCGUUGCCACUUCCUGUGGCCGCCAAGGAACAGAGCCCAGCUGAGAACGCAGAGGUGCCCACACUAAAGUCCAAAGCUUCCCGCAAUGGCCAGCGGCGCAGGGGCCAAAAAUCCUUUUCAUCCUCCUCUUCUCAUGAUUACGUUCCAGUGAUAACAGUGUUUUCCAAGAUAAAAUACUUUCUUACCCAGCAUUCCACUCAAACAUGCUUUUACAUACAACUUAUGCUAUAUUCCAUCUCAAUAAAUCACAUCAGCCAUCAUUUAACUUUUCUCUCUCUCUUUUACACUCCCUCCAUCCGCUCAUUCAUGUGUUACUGGCUCACAGGGAAGAAUAGAAUUGGUCCACCCCCAAUGAAUGGCAUGGAUGAGCCUUUAUCUUCAGCUUCCAUUUUUGAGCAUGUGGACCGAAUGUCCCGCCCAACGGAUGGCCCUAAACGCCCCCCUAAUAAAAUCCAGCUCAUCGCCAUGCAGCCGAUGCCAGCCCUGCCUUUACCCAGCCCUACAGCCAAUGACAGAGCAGCAGAGAACGCCAAGCUCAACAAAGAGAUCCAGGUGGCUUUAAGGCACAAGUCUGAAAUCGAGCACCAUCGCAAUAAGAUCCGCCUGAGGGCCAAAAGGAAAGGCCAUUAUGACUUUCCUGCUAUGGAUGAUCUCAUCGAUGGUCUAGGCGACCCCAAAGAACAGGACCGAAUCUACCAGAAGGCCCAGAUGCAGAUUGACAAGAUACUUGAUCCAGAUAUUCACAUGCCCUCACUGUACACCGAGCCCAAGAAAAGCAACAGAGGGAAGCGUUCUCCUAAACAGAGAAGGAAACAACAGCUGAACGGUGAUCUGACGGAUGCUGACCGAGAUAGACUCAUAACGACAGACAGUGAUGGGACAUACAGGAAAUACCCAGGAGUCAAUAACAUUGCAUAUGUGUCGGACCCAGACCAGGGUCCCGAGCAUCGUAGUCCGUCCCCGAUGGAUGAUGUGUUCCAUGGUCCGAUUUCUCCUCCUCCUGGCCACCCUCCUCCACCACCCCCAUACCUGUCCCCUCAGCCAUCUAUAGAGGAGGCCCGGCAGCAAAUGCACUCUCUACUGGAUGAUGCCUUUGCCCUCGUGUCUCCUUCGUCUCAGGGCAGCACAGCUGGCAUCACUCUGCCUGGUGUCGGGCUUAACCCUGGACCCCCACCUGCCUCCAGCCCACCAUCCCGUGGACCGCGGCCCUGGGGCCCAGGAUACCUGCCCUUGAAUCCUUACACAGGGAGAUAUGCUGAAUUAGGUCUGCCACCUUCCAGUGUGCAAGGUUUACUACAUCGACAGGGUUUAGGGUCCGGCUACAUCCCAUCAGGAGAGGCCCUUCCUGUUGAACAGCUACAGCCGGAGUCGCUUUACGCUGGUCGAAGGGGAAACACAGAUGAAUUGCCCUCCUCUGCCAGGCCACGGCCUGUAGGUGGGACUACAGGUGCCCAGCUACAUCAUUUAACCCACGCUGGUCUGACAGGUCGUGUAGGUGACAGCCGGCAGCCUGGUGGGUUAAACUGGAGCCCGUAUCAUGAGGACGACAACAAGCUCGCUAACAGCAGAGAGCCUGUUCUUGGCUCUCUUGACUACACCUCCAUCUCUGUAUUCCAGACCUCCAGGAAUGGCCUGAAGGAGCCAUCUGCUGCUCCUGCCCACCUAGACAUUCUCGGCCUGGGCUACGCUCCCUCUGCUCCCCUGGAGGAGCCUUCCCCUCCCAACCACUCUUCCGCCUCGCUCAUCAAAGCCAUCCGAGAGGAACUGAUGCGUCUCUCCCAGAAACAGGCAGCGGUACCCAGCUAUCACAGCUGAGACCUGCCCCCUCCAGCUCCAUCAGGCAAAAACUGCACUACACUGCACUGUACUUCCCAUGGAAGUGGCUUUUUUGAGAGGACCUCAAAAUCAUGUAGCCUCUGCUGCCACCUGGUGGCAGAGAGCAUUAGGACAGGAAGAGUAGAUGAUUAUCCUUUAUUCCCAUGUUCCUGUUUGGUUUUCCCUCGUUGUUCAAAACAUAAGCAGCGUCCUGAGACUGAAGAACGAUGUUUUUUACCUUCUUUACAGGCGACUUUAUAAUUUGGUAGCAACUGCUCUAUACAGACCGGGAUAACAAAGCUAAAAUAUGGCUGCCACACAUUCCUGUGGUCUACUGUUGUGCGUGUGAUUUUCACAUUGUGUUGUUUUUUUUUGCUGUGUACACUGCCUUCACAUUUGAAUAAUUUUAUACCCUGCACUGGCUCUUGUAGAUUCUCAUCACUGAACGCUGAACUGCUUUUGAUACCUUAAAUUAAUCUCAAUGAUCUACAAAAAGUUUUUGUUUUGUUUUUGUUAUGUUUUAUUUCUCAGUGCAUCUUCUUCCCAUUCACUCAUGGCUCUGAUAUUUUAUCUCAGUUUAAUAGCCAUCAAGCAUUUACCUUCAUAAUACAGUAUUGAGCCCUACACAGUAUUGUCUUAUACUUUAGGGUCCAGUCAUAAUAUUUGAAGUAGUGAUGUUUUCCAUCUUCUUAUGCCUUUAUUUGGUUUGGCAUCUACAGGAGAGCUGGACGUACUGUACAGCUGUUAUGUCCAGUGCAUUGGAGGAAACUGUGUUAACAUUAAAGAAAUGUUCCAGGUUCAGUACAACUUGACAUAUUGUAAACCAAUAAAAAUGUGUUUUCAGUAAUGUACUUACAAUACAAUAAUGGACUGGUGGUGAAUGAAGGAUUCCAAGUUGCCCGCAAG
Sinocyclocheilus anshuiensis is the source of this 6365-nucleotide messenger RNA. RefSeq names its product UPF0606 protein KIAA1549-like. The record is from RefSeq and is a predicted model, not a curated record. The transcript is spliced from 21 exons. NCBI's taxonomy places the organism in Eukaryota, Metazoa, Chordata, Actinopteri, Cypriniformes, Cyprinidae. The coding region runs from base 231 to 5459 and encodes 1742 amino acids.